Molecule: messenger RNA, 699 nt
Organism: Entrophospora sp. SA101
Lineage: Eukaryota; Fungi; Glomeromycota; Glomeromycetes; Entrophosporales; Entrophosporaceae
Source: the annotation of a GenBank genome assembly
AUGAAUAAUUCAAUUCCCGUUAGACCAUUAGUAGUUUAUUAUAAUUCUCAAAUCAAUGCUCCCUUUGAAGAAUUCUUUCAAAGAUUUUGGGAAAAUUCCAUUUUAGGUGCCACCAGUGCCAACACCAGUGAAAUAGGAGAAUAUAAAGGGUAUUUAGAGGAAAAAAAAGCCGUAGAAGAAUUUGAAAAAAAACGCCAAGAAACCUUAAAGGCGGAGCGACAUAACUUUAAAAAAAUAGAAGGCUUUUAUACUGACAACACUUGGUAUACUACUUUUGCCCAAGAAUUAUUGAGAGCCUUAAAGGAAGAUUUAAUUAAAGAAUUAGUGAUUAUUAGUUCUUUACGAAAAGGUCUAGACGCUGAGGUUGUUCUGAAAGAGAAAAUUGACAAAUUUAAUAAAACAUUUUGUAAGUUUCCUCAAACAAGAGUUUCCUUAACGCAAAAGGUCAAAGACAAAGAAGGCAAGUUUGGUCCUCAACAAACAAUGUCCAACAAAGAGGGGAAAAUUUAUCUACUACCUGAUUACAAGAAGUGCCAAAAAGCCACGGGAACCAAUGUUUUAAAAAGUAAAAUUCAAUGUUAUCAACAAAAAAACAUAGACUUUGCAAUUGGAGCCUUAGAAUACCGCACCAAUAAAUUAGAACAAGCAAUUAAGGCUUUAAAACAACAAAACCGACCAAGUUCUCCAACUCCCACUUGA